This is a messenger RNA of Crotalus tigris (Tiger rattlesnake), 3406 nucleotides long. It is a transcript of the gene UVSSA, whose product is annotated as UV stimulated scaffold protein A. Gene Ontology annotation, cellular component: chromosome. The coding region runs from base 105 to 2330 and encodes 741 amino acids. Gene Ontology annotation, molecular function: RNA polymerase II complex binding. The transcript is spliced from 14 exons. NCBI's taxonomy places the organism in Eukaryota, Metazoa, Chordata, Lepidosauria, Squamata, Viperidae. The record is from RefSeq and is a predicted model, not a curated record. Gene Ontology annotation, biological process: response to UV; transcription-coupled nucleotide-excision repair.
CUCUUCGCGCCUGCGCAGAGGCGUCCGGUCUCUCCGCGGAAAGGCCGCGUUCGUCUGCGGAUCGUCGGCCGGGCAGCCCGGGAGGGGAUCGUCCCGGCGCCGCCAUGGAGAGCUCGGGCGCAGGAAUGGACCAGCAGCUGGCUCAGCUUGUAGAAGACUUGACCACCUCUGGGGAACCACAACUGGAUCCAAAGAAGAUGAAAGCACUGAAGAACAUCUGCAGGUGCUCUGAUGAACACAUCAACCACGUUUACCACCUGCUCAUGUCCCAGUUAAACCAAGAACACGCCGAGAUACGUCUUUCCGCCUUCCAGAUAGUGGACCAGCUCUUCGCUCGCUCGCAUCUCUUCCGGACGUUGCUUGUCUCCAACUUCCAAGAGUUCCUGGAGCUGACGGUGGAAACAAACUAUGAUAGGCCUCUCCCUCCGCCAACAGAGGUAGCCCAGAAGCUGAAAAAAGCUGCCAUCCAGUCUGUACAAGAGUGGCACGAGAAAUAUGGAGAAGCCUACAAGAAACUUUCUCUGGGAUACUACUUCUUAAAACAGAACAAGAAGGUAGAUUUUCAAGAUGUACAUGCCAGAACUCUAGCAGAAAGGAAGCGAGCUGAAGAGAGGCAGAAACGAUUGGAUAAUAUUUACAAGGAUAAAGCCCAAAAAGCAGAAAAGGAAAUGAAAGAUACGUCUGAAGAGAUGCAGUCUGUGCUGACCCAGCUGGACAGCUGUUUCCAGCUGCUGGUUCCGGAUCCUUUGGACUUCACCUUCAAUGGUGCCGAAAUCCCUGAUUGGAGGAGAAGGGAAGCGGAGACAAACGGCACCUGUUCCUCGGCGCAGGUAGCAAACCAGCCAGGAGCCUCCAUGGAUCACAGUCAGCAACCUUGUUGUAGCAAGGACCUCCCCCACAUUUCUCUGGUGGCAGAAGACUCCGACAGGGAAACGGAGAAGGACCAAGGACUGGGAGAUUCCUUCCAUCCUGGAUCCGCUUCUCUUGGCCUGAUGGAAGAUGAUGAUCCAGCCCUAUUUCUUCGCAGCCACGGACUCGGCUCUUACAAAUAUGCGCUCAGUCUGGAAGUAUCUUCAGAUGUGAAACUGAGUGAGAAUGAAGACAAUGCAGCCAUCAUAAAUAACCUUUCGGAUAGUUUUAAGCUCAUAACAAAUAAAUUUUUGCCAUUGGUGCAGUCUUGGAUUCAGUUAUUCACCAGGGCUGGGAUAAGCGAUGAUCGGCUCAGACAAGCCAUUGACCUCAAAAAUAAACUGGAGGCUGCUUUGGAGAAGACUAAAAAAAUGAACAUUGAUUUUCAAGAGAAGAAAACAUGGAUGAAAAGCAAAGAGGAAGAGGAGGAAGAGGAGGAGGAAGAGGAGUUUGUGGAGGUACCUGAGAAGGAGGGCUUUGAGCCGCAGAUCCCAGACCACCUUCGGGAAGAAUACAGCCUGGAACCUGUGUUGCCCACAAGAAAAAGUGCGGUAGGAACUGGGAAGAACCAAGCGGUGCCGAUGAGGUCUCCGUUCUUAUCCCAAUCUGUGAUAGUGGAGGAAGAGCUGGAUCCAACCUCUGCUGCAGCCACGUGGAAAGUUAUCCGAGAUAAACUGCCCAGACUGCCCACUGCAGAGGACAAGGAUUGCAAACCGACAACAUCCAAGGAGGCCAACCGUCAACGUGAAGAAGAGAAAGCCAAAGCCCCUCUGGUGCCUUUUGGGAUCGACCUGUUCUACUGGGGCCAGGAGCAGCCAACAUCUGGAAAGAUCCUCAGGUUUUCUUCUCAGCAUCGCUUCUGGGCACCGAGCGAAGUCGAUGAAGAAGUAGAAAACAAAGAGCUUUCGGAGAUGCUGAAAAGUCGGUACAUCACCUACGCUGGCAGGUUUGAACCCGUGACACACAAGUGCCGGGCCCCGAUGCCCAACGGAAGCCUUUGCGAGAGACAGGAUAGGUUUAAGUGCCCUUUUCAUGGAAAAAUAGUUCCUCGGGAUGAAUCUGGGAACCCGCUCAAUCAAGAGGACAGAGACAGAGAAGCAAAGGAGCAGUUUGAGAAGAAAGAACAGCAGCCAGAAUGGCAGGAUCCCAACUUCAUGAGAGAAGUGGAAGCCGCUACCGGCGUCGACCUUGGCUCUUCUCAAUAUGACAGGAAAGCAAAAGGCGGGAAGAAGAGAGGGAAGGCAAAGAAGAAAUAUCCCAACCUCACAGAUCUAAAGCAAAAGGCGAACACACCCCGUUCCCGUCUCGGGAAAAAGGUUUUCAACAAAGGCGCAGUGAAGCGAAUCGUCAAAGCAAUGAAUCGGAUCGACCAACGGAAGCACGAAAAAUUUGCAAACCAAUUCAACUACGCGCUGAAUUGAACGUCGUCAAGAGCAAGACUUAAGAAAAAACCGUGUACCGUAACCGUGUUUUUCAAACUGGGCCACUUUAAGAGGGGUGGACUUCAACUCCCAGAAUUCCCCAGUUGAAGUCCAUCCCUCUUAAGGUGGCCCAGUUUGAAAAACACAGCUCUGCAUGUACAAAAAUUGGAGGGGCUUCAAUUGAGUGACUGUCGCCCCCUUUUUAAAACUUCUUCCAUGGACACUGCUUGAUUGAUUGAAACAAUCUCAUUCAUACAGAGGUAUAUAUUUAUAUUAAUUUAAUAUAUUUAAUAACAAGCGUUGGGCUUUCUUAAGAAAAUACGAAGCUCAUCCUGGCACAUUGAAAGGCUUAGGAAUUGUAUAUAUUCCGGAAAUAUAUUGUAAUGUUUAUACUGUUUGUGAAUAAAAUGUUAUAACUUAGGUAUGUUCAAAAUCUGAUGCAGUACAAACUGAUUCUAUUGUGUAAGGAGAUCUAGAAAAAAUUACAAUUCUGGUUUCUACAUGCAAGUGAUUAAAUGUUAAAUGUUUUCCAUGAAGUAUAUCAGAAAGUUGGUAUUAUUGUACUGUAUUUCCCCGAAAAUAAGACCCAACUGGAAAAUAAGUCCUAACAUGAUUUUUUAGGAUGCUCAUAAUAUAAGCUCCACCCCCAAAAUAAGGCCCAGUUAGGAUUGUCAGCCGGCUGGAUGCAUUUAGUACCGUAUUUCCCCAAAUAUAAGACCUAACCACCAAAUAAACCUUAAUGCCUCUUUUGGAGCAAUAAUUAAUAUAAGACCCAGUCUUAUUUUCAGGGAAAUAUGGUACUUAUAAGGACAAUAUGUUUAUUCUGUUCUUGCACAUAUGAAUUCUUGUAUGGUUAUGUAUCUAUGCAGAUUCUUGCAGUCAUCCUGGGAAUGUAUUAAAUAUGUAUUUUAGACAUUUAUACAGCUGCCCAUCUUUUAAACCCACUCUGGGUGAGUGAGGAGUUUUAGAAUUUUUUUUUUCUAAUAAAAAAAAUUAAAAGAUAUAUAAAAUCAUUUUAAAACUAGGAAACUCAACCGAUGAUAAGAAUAAAAGCAAUAAAAACCUGGCACCAAUCA